AUGUUGUCAAAGAAUCGUUGUGUGAUAGGCUCACUUGGGAUUUUACUGUUCAGGUGUGAUCAUGACAGCAAGACCAAAGCUAAUACCUGCAUCUUGGAGGCUGUCAAGGAAAAUAAUCAUGAACACUUUUUUGUGGUUACUCAGGACGCUGAUCUUCAAAAAAAGCUUCAGGAGUUACAACCAUGGCUUGUCUUUCGUUAUUGCAGGAUGAGAAUCCCUUUUCCAUCAGACUCUUAUCUGAAUAUACCUGGCAUUCCUGUAAUGUUUCUGGAGAAACCAUCUUCUGUUCAGAGCAAAUUUGUGAAAGAUUCUGAGGAAAAGCGCUUGCAUAUAACUGAGGAGGAGUGGAAAAGGUUGGAAAAGAAAACGGGUGUGGUUUUGGCAUCCCAGGAACCGAACCACUCUGAUGAAGAAGAUCUUGGUGGUCAUCGGAGCAGACAUAACAGCAGCAGGCAAAGUGUCACAAGCUGCUAG
Messenger RNA from Punica granatum (pomegranate), 474 nucleotides. The record is from RefSeq and is a predicted model, not a curated record. NCBI's taxonomy places the organism in Eukaryota, Viridiplantae, Streptophyta, Magnoliopsida, Myrtales, Lythraceae.